ACCCGAUACACCGCAACUUCGUUUUACAAAAUUAUUGUAUUUUUCAUCGUCGAGCAGGUCGGUUGUGUGUGUUGCCUAACGGGUGUGUUUUUACUAAUAUGGUCGAUCGGAAUAGAGAGAAGCAAUAGCGAAAAAUAACUUGAACGGCAACUUUGGCAAGAUUUCUCCAUUUGCUCUUGUUUUGUGCGUUUUUUUGCUUUCGCGUAAAUUGAAAUAAAAGAGAUUUUUCUUUGUAGUAAAAGAAUUUUCCUCUUAUCAAUUUCCAACGAUCAGUAGGCUGCAGAAAACGAACAUAUUUGCAGUAGUGACAAGUAAAAUUUAGUGUACAUGUAAUGUAUAAAAAGUGAUUACGACAGCCAGAGGCAUAAGUGCAAUUUUGAUUUUGAAAUAUUGACAACCUUUUGAAGGGAAGUAAAUUGCAUGUGAGUAAAAUUCGAUUGAUGCAUAGAAGUAAAGCAAAGAAGGAGCUCCAAGGCCAAGUGUGUGUGGGGGAAAAGUAAGAGGUAUAUAAAUACCUUGCAGUGAAAAGAAAAUAAGUGUAUACUAGAGUGUAACUAGUGCAAUAAUAGUCCCGAUAUAAUUAUUUACGAAUUGCAUUGGAAAGAGGAAUAAUCGCAAUAAUCAAUUUCAUGCAAAGCUGUAUCUAUGUGAUGCGAAAGCGGAGCAAAAUAAACAACACGGAGGAAGUAUUGCUAGGAUAAGUGCUUCACGUGCUUUAUGUAGCAGCAACACGGUCGCGAAGUAGUUGAUUGUUUUCGCCUGACAGCGGAGAACCGCUGUCUGCAGUCAACAAUGGCACGCCUAACGGAGGAAAUGGUCAUUGCCAGGUCCAAGCAAUCGGAUUUGGCUGCAAUCAAGAAGUUGAAUUGCUGGGGGAGUGAACUAAGUGACGUGUCCAUCAUUCGACGCAUGCGUGGCGUGGAAGUUCUGGCAUUCAGUGUCAACCGGAUUAGUACCCUCUCAGAUUUCGAAAACUGCCUGAACCUUCAGGAGCUUUACCUCAGGAAAAACAACAUUACCGAUAUUGAUGAGUUGAUAUAUCUGCAGAACCUUCCCAAGCUAAAAUACCUCUGGUUGGAAGAGAAUCCAUUGGUGGAUAGUGCUGGACCAAAUUACCGUCAGAUCGUUCUCCGAGCGUUGCCAAAUCUCAAAAAGUUAGACAAUGUAGAUGUUACUCCCGAGGAAGUCACGGAUGCAAUGCGAGCGCCGGUCGCUCAACAUCAACCGCGACAUGAUGCCUAUGAAGAUUCUCCCCCGCCAUCCACACACCAGCAUCAACACCAACAGCAUCGCAAUCAAAGCCCUGUCGUUGAACAACCGCAAACUACCACCCCGUCAUCAUCCGCGCCUAUGUUGCCACCGCAACAGAUAAGUCCGGAAAAUACGGAAUCGGAAUGCAUCAGCGAUCCGGCUGAUCGUGGUUCUCUACCGUCAUCUCCAUUGCAGAGAUCGCCAGGUUCCGAGGAUAGUCCAGUAUCAGGUUACAGAGAAAGAGUACCGAUAGCUCCAAGCAUUUCGACACAUUCAAUGAAAGAAUACUACCAAUCCGACUAUCAACGACAGAAUCCGCCUGCCCACUAUCGUCACAGCCAACUGGAUCUAACAGAGUGGGACGAGAGUAGUCAGAAUCCGCACCACAUGAACAAUAACAAUGGCCAUUCAUCGAAUAAUGUGAACAAUUACCACCACCAGCCACAUCAUGCUGUCGGUCAUCAGAAUCGUCGAAGUAUCGGUGGAAACAGUGAACGGGAUCUGUAUCAAUAUCGCAAUGGUAAUGGUAAGGGUCCCGAUUCCCGAGAUGAAUGGGAAGAAGUUGAUCGGCGGAGAAAUGAAAACAGAAGGCCAGAUUCUAAAUUUAACGACAGUGCCAGUGUAAUAUCGAAUGCCGUUUUGAAUCACUUUGCUGGAGUUCACAGGAGGCCGGUUAAUAGGAAUUCAAACCUGCUAUCUGCCACUUUAUGUUUGGUCAAGGAAUUGGACUAUCCCAGCCUGGAGGUAGUCGAGCAUGCAGUUCGAUGUCGCAUCGAUGAAUUGGCAGAGUAGAGUGGAACUGGAUGGAGAUUAUUAUUUACACUGUUACGAUAUUAAUGGUACUUUCAGAUAAUUCUUCUUUAAUAUUCGACAAUGCAGCAUGAGCAAAUUUCGUUAAGAAGCUUUAUUUUUAUUGAGAGAUUCUAAUGGUCCGCUUAAUCGUCUAAAUACGUAAUGCUAAAAUCUCAUCUGUUAGAAUUCAUACAUUCGUUGGUUGUUAAUAUCAGUUAAUUGUUAUCUUUUUAAUUGUAUUAUUUUUUGCAAACAUUUUCUUACAGCGAAAACAAGUAACUUAACUGAUUUGUGAUUCACAAGAAUUGAGUAAAGACUAAAACACAUACACCAGCAUGUAUGAAAAUGAUAAUGAAUAACCGGAUAAAUUAAAUCGAGAUGACAACAAUUAGUAGAACAACAACAAUCUGCCAAUUAUGUUAUACAAUAAUCAAAACCCAUGUGUACAUGGGUAGCUAAUUUAAGACAAAUUUAAUGAAAGCACUAGAUUAUACUGAGUUCGUUGCGUUUUCAAUUCUGGCAUCUGCAGCGUUAGAAAAAAUACAUAGUGCUUUCUAGAAAUAGUUUGCAAAAACAGUCCAAUAUCAGUACAAAAAAGCCAGAAGCAGGAAAAAUGGGUCUCAAAAGGCAUGUAGCUAGUUGUAGCAGCACUAAAACUUGGCUCUAGUACUUGAAAAAUAUGAGCGUGUUCUGCAGAGGUAAGACAAACGAGAAAAAUGUAUGCAAGUUUGCUUUCAAGUUAGUUUUAUACGCAGACAAAGUGCUUUAUAGCGACAUCUGUUCCUCGAGUUGUGCAAUUAAAAUCUGUCAUUUGCGAAUUCGUCCAGAGAAGAUUUUUGUUUCAGCAGCAUGAUCCUAUUUAGUAUCCGUUAUCGAGAUGGUUAGAUGGAAGACGUUUUAAACGUUGAAUAAUGCAAUAGGUACGCAGCAUAAAUGCUAAACAAUGUAAUACAAUAAUUUAAUAGAUAAACAACUACUUAC
Topomyia yanbarensis is the source of this 3024-nucleotide messenger RNA. RefSeq lists its product as uncharacterized. NCBI's taxonomy places the organism in Eukaryota, Metazoa, Arthropoda, Insecta, Diptera, Culicidae. Gene Ontology annotation, biological process: cytoskeleton organization. The coding region runs from base 793 to 2043 and encodes 416 amino acids. The transcript is spliced from 9 exons. The record is from RefSeq and is a predicted model, not a curated record. Gene Ontology annotation, molecular function: protein binding.